AUGGCCUUUGUCGAAGAGGUCGACGUCCCCCCGCCCGUCCCGCGCAAAGCCCCAGCCAAACGCGGCUUGGCACCCGCCCUCAAGGCCUACCUCGUCCUCUACAACGUCCUCUCCGCGCUCGGCUGGGCGUACCUCCUCGCCCGCACCGCCGCGCUCGUCCUCGGCCUCGACGGCGCCGCCGCCCCGCCUCCGAGCGUCCCCACGGGCCCGCUCCAGCAGCGGCUGCAGGCGGCGCUCCCGCCCGCCCUCGCGGCGGCCGUGCGCCGCUCGCAGGGCGCGCACGCGGCGGUCGGGUGGGCGACGACGGUCGUGCAGAGCGCGGCGCUGCUCGAGGUCGCGCACGUCGUGCUGCGCUGGGUGCGCUCCCCGCUGCUCACGACGCUCAUGCAGGUCUCGAGCCGGCUCUACCUCGUGUGGGGGGUCACGUAUUUCUUCCCGCUGACGCACACGAACCCGCUGUACGCGUCGAUGGUGCUCUCCUGGUCGCUCACCGAGGUCGUCCGGUACUCGUUCUACGCCUGCGCGCUGCUCGGCACCGAGCCGCGCGCGCUCGUCGCCCUCCGCUACACGCUCUUCUACGUCCUCUACCCGACCGGCGCGUCCUCCGAGGCGCUCCUCAUCGGCGCGACGCUCCCGCCGCGCCUCGCCGGUGCGGACCCGCACGCCCUCGCCCGCUUCGCGCUCUUCCUCAUCUGGUGGCCGGGGCUGUAUGUGAUGUACACGCACAUGAUGCGGCAGAGGCGCAAGGUGUUCAGCGGGGGUCCCAAGACCAAACAGGCAUGA
Epithele typhae is the source of this 783-nucleotide messenger RNA. RefSeq names its product PTPLA-domain-containing protein. The transcript is spliced from 4 exons. The record is from RefSeq and is a predicted model, not a curated record. Gene Ontology annotation, cellular component: endoplasmic reticulum membrane. The coding region runs from base 1 to 783 and encodes 260 amino acids. Gene Ontology annotation, molecular function: 3-hydroxyacyl-CoA dehydratase activity. Gene Ontology annotation, biological process: fatty acid elongation; very long-chain fatty acid biosynthetic process; sphingolipid biosynthetic process. Lineage: Eukaryota; Fungi; Basidiomycota; Agaricomycetes; Polyporales; Epitheliaceae.